Molecule: messenger RNA, 936 nt
Organism: Hyla sarda
Lineage: Eukaryota; Metazoa; Chordata; Amphibia; Anura; Hylidae
Product: olfactory receptor 5V1-like
Exons: 1
Coding region: 1-936 (311 amino acids)
Biological process (GO): G protein-coupled receptor signaling pathway
Cellular component (GO): membrane
Molecular function (GO): olfactory receptor activity; G protein-coupled receptor activity
Source: RefSeq, a predicted model, not a curated record
AUGGAGAACGUAAACCAAACAUUGGCAAGUACCUUUAUCCUUUUAGGUCUUUCUAAUGCUCCAAGAUUGCAGCUCAUGUUGUUUAUGUUGUUCUUUAUGAUGUACAUCGCAACAUUAUCUGGUAAUCUUCUACUGGUCAUUGUGGUGAGACUUAAUACUCAUCUCCAGACACCAAUGUACUUCUUCCUCAGUAACCUUGCAAUUAUUGAUAUUUGCUUUUCCACCACAAUUGUCCCAAAAAUUCUUGCAAAUACAAUAUCCCAUAAUGGGGAGAUUUCUUUUUUGGGAUGUGCAGCACAAAUGUAUUUCCAUUUGGCUCUAGGGGCUACAGAAUGUUUAAUAUUGGCUGCCAUGGCCUACGAUCGAUACAUUGCUAUAUGUAAGCCUUUGCAAUAUAACAAUAUCAUAGACAAAAAACGUUGCCUAUUUUUGGCAGCUGGUUCAUGGACUGUGAGCUUUUUGAACUCUAUGAUACAUGCAGUCUUUACCUUCCAGUUACCUUAUUGUAAGUCCAACCAAGUAAACCACUUUUUCUGUGAGAUGCCACCGCUCUUCCUUCUUUCAUGUACAGAUACAUUGUUAAAUGAAAUUGCUGUAUACAUCUCUGGUGGACUUAUAGCCCUUUGUUCAUUCUUAUUGACACUCUUAUCCUAUAUUCAUAUAAUUUGUGCUAUACUAAAUAUCCACAGCAUGAGUAGAAGAAAAAAGGCUUUCUCUACAUGUGCAUCCCACCUUACCGUAGUCUCCCUUUACUACGGAACCAUUAUGUUUAUGUAUUUGCGCCCAAGAUCAAGUUACUCUCCAAACCGGGAUAGAGUGAUUUCCAUCUUUUAUACUGUAGUUACUCCAAUGUUGAAUCCUGUCAUUUACAGUAUAAGAAAUAAAGACAUCACUGGAACCAUCAGAAAGACUAUAAGCACUAUAUCAUAUUACUGA